Cryptomeria japonica (Japanese cedar) is the source of this 1483-nucleotide messenger RNA. Its product is annotated as cysteine synthase. NCBI's taxonomy places the organism in Eukaryota, Viridiplantae, Streptophyta, Pinopsida, Cupressales, Cupressaceae. The record is from RefSeq and is a predicted model, not a curated record. Gene Ontology annotation, molecular function: cysteine synthase activity. The transcript is spliced from 10 exons. The coding region runs from base 208 to 1185 and encodes 325 amino acids. Gene Ontology annotation, cellular component: cytoplasm.
ACAGUGCGCCGGCAGACGUAACUCCCACGCUUCCAAACGAAUAUACCGCUCAAAUAGCUAUAAUAUAUACAUUGAGUAUAUCCAUAUCUACUCAAAGCACCCUCUGGAUGUCCUAUAAUUUCAAGGAUAGUACCUUCGUUUGUUUACGUUUUGCACCUCUGCUUGUAGUUACUAGCUGAAGAGAAUCAAUCGUAAAGAUCUCCAAAAAUGGCGAAAGACAGUCCCAGAAUCGCUAAAGACGUGACUGAGUUAAUCGGUAAUACGCCACUGGUUUAUCUUAACAAUGUUGUGGAAGGAUGCGUCGCAAAAAUUGCUGCAAAGCUCGAAAUCAUGGAGCCAUGCUGCAGUGUGAAGGACAGGAUCGGUUAUAGUAUGAUUAGCGAUGCAGAGGAAAAAGGAUUGAUUACUCCCGGACAGAGUGUUCUGGUAGAGCCUACAAGUGGCAAUACAGGAAUAGGGCUGGCCUUUAUAGCUGCUGCAAAGGGAUAUAAGCUUAUCAUCACAAUGCCAUCUUCUAUGAGUAUAGAGCGGAGGAUCUUACUGCGAGCUUUUGGAGCUGAAUUGGUCCUCACAGAUCCUUCUAGGGGUAUGAAAGGUGCUGUCCAGAAAGCAGAAGAUAUAGUGGAAAAAACUCCCAAUGCAUAUAUGCUUCAACAGUUUGAGAAUCCUGCUAACCCAAAGAUUCACUAUGAGACAACUGGACCUGAGAUUUGGCGAGACUCUGCAGGCCAGGUAGAUGCUCUUGUUUCUGGUAUUGGAACUGGAGGUACAGUUACUGGUGCAGGUUGUUAUCUGAGGGAAAAGAAACCUGAUGUUAAGAUCUAUGGUGUGGAGCCCACUGAGAGUGCUAUUUUGUCCGGAGGCAAGCCUGGCCCUCAUAAAAUUCAAGGAAUUGGUGCUGGAUUUGUCCCUGGUAUUCUGGAUGUCAACAUUCUGGAUGAGGUUAUUCAGGUUUCAAGUGAUGAAGCUGUAGAAAUGGCCAAGACACUUGCGAUGAAGGAAGGAUUGCUGGUGGGAAUAUCAUCAGGAGCUGCAACUGCAGCUGCAAUUAAAAUUGCGAAGAGGCCGGAAAAUGCUGGGAAGCUUAUUGUUGUGGUGCUCCCAAGUUUUGGUGAGCGGUAUCUUUCUUCUGUGCUCUUCCAAUCAAUCAAGGCAGAAGCUGAAAAUAUGGUUUUUGAACCAUGAAGCUCAAAAUUGUUUUAACUUGGUCAAGUUUGUUGAAGCAUUUCAUUUUCAUUUCUCAAUUUCAUGAAAAUGACGAGUGGAGAACUAGAAAAGUAGUGCUUAGUUGACAUUGAUGUAUUUUAGAUUUUUGCAUUAGUGCUUAGUUGACAUUGAUGUAUUUUAGAUUUUUGCUUUUGUAGACAUGUAGAUAAGAGUGAACUUCUGAGCAUUUGUAUGAGUACACUACAUAUAGAAUUAGUAUGAUACGUGUGCAAGUACAUGAAAAUGCAAUAAAAGCCAGUGAGUAAAUUUUCGUUUU